Molecule: messenger RNA, 1228 nt
Organism: Lucilia cuprina (Australian sheep blowfly)
Lineage: Eukaryota; Metazoa; Arthropoda; Insecta; Diptera; Calliphoridae
Gene: Obp84a
Product: general odorant-binding protein 84a
Exons: 4
Coding region: 309-839 (176 amino acids)
Molecular function (GO): odorant binding
Source: RefSeq, a predicted model, not a curated record
UAUAAUUUAAAAUUAACUGUAAUAUUUGUAAAUGUUUAUUUGAAUUAGACAUUCGCAUACUAUAUUUUGUUUAUCAUACACAAAGAGAAAUUAAGUUUGUAUUUUUACUAUAUUAUAAAUAAUUUUAAUACAAAACAUUAAUUACACAAUUAAAGUAUUUAUGUAUUAUAUAUAUAUUCUAUUACCAAUAAAAAUUAUUAUAAAAAAUAAUUUGUUUUGCAUGUCAGCAAGAAAGUGUGAAAUAACUGCUAUAAAAUUGUCACUUUCAAAAAUGUCCGUCAGCAGUUAAUACGGAAACUCUAUACAUCAUGUAUCGUUUACAGUUUUAUUUAGUUUAUUUUUCCUUAAUUCUAUUCGAUUUCAUUGAGUGUUUGCAAAAGGCCAAGGAUAAUGGUAAUAUAUAUAUUACCAAUGAGGAGUCAUUUCUUAAGGAUAUUAAACAAAGUACCGACGCCACUCUAUUAAGUUCUACCACCACUCAUAUGCCGGAAAAUCCUAAUAUUAUUAAUUUUGAUGAGAUGAUUUCGUUAUGCAAUUCUAGUUUUUAUAUACCAAUGCAAUAUUAUGUGAAAUUUAAUACAACGGGUCAAUUGCCCGAUCUGGUGGAUAAAACAGGCAUGUGUUUCGUACGUUGUGUAUAUGAAAAAUCUGGCUUAAUUGAUAAUUGGAAAUUGAAUGCUGUAAAAAUACGUGCAAAUAUUUGGCCAGCUACGGGUGAUAGCAUAGAAGUUUGUGAAAAAGAGGGAGCUAAAGAGAAAAAUGCCUGCGUGAGGACAUACGCGAUUGCAAAGUGUCUGACAUUGCGUGCACUGGUCGAUGCAAGAAAUAAACCUAUGUAAACCAAAGGUAACAUUUUUUUAAAUUCAAGGCGAACAAGUGGAAAUAGUUUUGGAUUUUAAUAAAAAUCAUAAUUUAAAUAUGUAUGUUGUUAAAAUAAAGUAUAAACUGUUAAUAUUUAUGAAUAAAAAGAUUAAUAAAAUUAUUUAGAGGCUGCAUUCCUUCUUGACAACAAAUACAAUUUUGUUCAAUGUAAUCUAUAGAAAAUUAUAGAAGAUAAAUUUUCUUCGAUUUUGAAAUCGAAUUUCAUUACCAAGCUAGCAUUUGAAAGAUUGUUGGGUGAUUAAUCAGUAAACUGAGUCAUUUUUGACUCAAAAACGAUUAGUUAUUUGGCUCAUUAAUGACUCAAAAAAGUUAAAAAAUUAGUCAUAAUUGAUAAGAAGUGGGGCUC